GCUUCGAGCACUUUCCAGUGGAGGCAGUGUGUCUUCCCCUCCUGCCUCUCCUGCUAUGCCAAAGUACAAGUUGGCCGAGUACCGUUACGGCCGAGAGGAGAUGCUAGCACUUUAUGUCAAAGAAAACAAGGUCCCUGAAGAAAUGCAGGAUAAGGAGUUUGCUACUAUUCUGCAGGAUGAGCCUCAACAGCCACUGGCACUGUUGGCUCUCACUGAAGAGGAGCAGAGGAAUUUCUCCAUGUCUGUCAACAGUGUGGCUGUACUGAGGCUUAUGGGUAAAGGGGGCGGAGCCGCCCCAGCUGGGGUGACUCGAGGUAGAGGCACUGUGCGAGGUGGUCGAGGUCGAGGAAGAGGAGAGGGCGGAUUCUACCAAAGAAGCGUUGAGGAAGUUGAGGGCGGUUUUGGUCGUAGCGUUCGAGAGAUCCAUCGCAGCCAGAGCUGGGAUGACAGAAGUGAGCGGCGUUUUGAGAAACCUCUGCGGAGGGACGUUGUGCGUUUGGGUUUCGAGGAAGCGGCUCCAGUUGGCAGAAAGGAGUUCAUGCGCUCUGAUAGCGACAACUGGCGCACGCUGAGAGAGGAGCAGGAGGAGGAGGAAGCGGCGGAGGCUGGCGGCAGCUGGAGAAUCACUGGCGUACGAAGAGAAGAUGGUGGCCCUCGCUCGGCUGGUUGGCGGGAACACACUGGUCCAGGUGAACCACUUCGCCAGAGGAAGUUCGACUUCGACUUCCGGGACGGAGGGAAUGAGGGAGGCAGAAGGAGAACCGGCAGCGAUGGAGCAGAAGAUGAGCGAGACGGUCUGCCAGAGUGGUGCACUGAUGAGGAAGAUGGAGAAAUGGGAACCUUUGAUUCUUCUGGAGCGUUUAUGUGUAUUAAGAAGGGUCCGAAAGACCCCAUCCUAGAAGAGGAGUUUGAGUUCCAGGGCUUGGAGGAUGAGGAAGAGGACUGUGCUAAUCUAGAGAAGAACAACGGCACUGGUGCUGUAAAAAGCGAGAAAGAUGUCAUUGACUUCGCUCCAGUGUCUGAAACUGAAGUGAAAGCGGUUUCUCCUUCCCCUCCUCCUUCUCUCCCUCCCUCUCUUCCUGCUCCUGUCCCUGAGGCUUUGCCCUCUGCUGCCCCCUCUGGCCUGGAGGAGCCUCAGCCUGUCCCCUCCAUUCCCAACAAAUUACCAAGUGAAGUGUUAUCAGAGGCCAUGUUAGAUUUGAGCCCCAGUGCCUCCUCCAGUCUGCCUUCAUCGCCUCCCUCUUCGUCCUCUGCUGCUACUGACCUCCCACCGCCGGGGGGUGAUAUUGAGGAUGACGAGGGCAUGAAGCACCUGCAACAGGAGGCAGAGAAGAUGGUGGCAGCGCUGCAGGAUACAUCUCUAGAGGAAGAGUGUUUCACCCAGACUCUUCAGGAGAGCAGAAACACAGCCUCUGCUCUUCCUCUCUCCCAUGACUCUGCCAUGAAAUGGUUUUACAAAGACCCGCAAGGAGAGAUUCAGGGUCCGUUCAGUACAGUGGAAAUGUGUGAAUGGUUUCAGGCGGGCUAUUUCGCCAUGAACCUGCUUGUUAAACGUGGUUGUGAUGAGGGAUUUCAGCCGCUGGGGGAAGUCAUUAAGAUGUGGGGGCGUGUGCCUUUUGCCCCUGGCCCCUCCCCUCCGCCCCUCCUGGUGAGGAAUCAAGCCCAUCUUCGCCCUCAACCACCCCGGGGGGCAAUCGGUAAUAUGGAUCAGGAGCGGCUGAAGAAGCAGCAGGAAUUAGCAGCUGCCACGGCUCUUUACCAGCAGCAACUGUUUCAGCUCAUCAACAGGUGUGGAGAGCAGGGUAUGAUGCCUUCGUUAAACAGGUCGAUGUCAGUGCCAGAUACAGGGUCCAUGUGGGACAUGCAUACCUCAGCCUCACAGCCAGCAGGCGGUGAGGCCAGUCUAUGGGACUUAAUGAAUUCUUCAACUCAGGGUCCAAUUCUAGAACAGAUUCAGAAGCUACAAGAGAGAAGAGAAGCUGAACUACUCAGGGCCAAGCGUGAGGAAGAGGAAAGGAAACGGAGGGAUGACAAAAGGCGAGAAGAGCAGAAAAGGAGAGAGGAGGAGGAGCUUUAUAGGCGCAAGCAGCAGCAGGAUUUGCUGAUGAAGUUGCUCCAGCAGGCUCCGCGUCAGGGCUCCUCGGGCUCCGGGUCGGGCUGGAGCGGAGGACCCAUCCCUGGGCUGGGAAAGCAGACCAAACCCCACAACCUCCUGGACAUCCAGCCGGAGGCGGAGAGAAUGCACAAACAGCAGCAUAGAGUCCAGCAACAGCAGAGGUGGAGUGAUUCCUCUUCGUUGUGGGGAGCAUCUGGGUCUUUGGAUGGAAAGGUGGGUGGUGGUGGAAGCCCCUCGGGAGGAGGGAUGGGCGUCUGGGACGAGGCCCUCAAGAACCAGAGCGCUCUUCGCAACAAUAUGGGGCUGAAGAACAGCCGCAGCAGUCCCUCACUGAGCGAGCAGUACAUGAUGAGGAGCCGUAAACGCACUGAGGAGGAGGAUCGGCUGUUGAAACUCCUGCAGGGGAUGAAGUCUCAGGACGGCUUCACCACCUGGUGUGAACAGAUGCUGCAUGCGCUCAACACCUCCGCCAAUAACUCCUCCUCUUCCCAGGAUGUGCCCACCAUUGUGGCGUACCUGAAGGAGGUGGAGUCUCCGUAUGAGGUGUUGAACUUUAUCUGCUCCUAUCUGGGCGACACUGUCGAAGCCAAAGAGUUCGCCAGACAGUUCCUGGAGCGCCGUGCCAAACAGAAAGCUAACCACCAGAGACAGCAGCAGCAGCUCUCCAAAGAGAUGGCUGGACUUAGCAUGAACAACUUCCCACUGCAGGAUACUGUACGAGGAAUGAACCCCAGCACUCUGCAGUCUAUGUUCCAGGCAGUGCAUUCUGGGAAGGGUGGUGCGGUCUAUGAUCAGGCAGCAAAGCUGAAGAAGAAACAGCCCAUGAUGCUGCACUCUGACCCAAGCAUCUUAGGGUACUCAUUCCAUGGUGGCCCUGAUCGGUAUGGUCUAAACGAGAUGGAGAUGGUCGAGGAUUACUGAAUCCACAGCAAUAGCUACACGAGGCCUUUAAACCCGCGGGUCCACCUAAUCAGACUCCGCAAGUCGAAUGUGCACUGCUUUGAGGGGGAGGGGAUUGGGGAUAAGCCAGGAGUAAGGUAUCAGUUCAGGGGUGGGCGGGGGGGUGGGACUGCGCUGGGAAUAGAAGAAUGUAAUUCAACAGGGAAGGGAACAGGUGUGAAUUUAUUUUUGUGUGUCUGUAUGUGUGUUUGGGGGACGGGGGGUGAUAAAGUUCUGGCACUUACAGCAUUAAGCACCUUACACUCAGACUAAUGCACUUUAUUAAGAUGUAAUUUGAAUAGUUUUUUUUUUUUUUUUUUUCGAGAAGAUUGUAUAUUUAUGUGGUAUGGCUUCAGAAAUAUUACCACAUACAUAUACUGUGUGUGUGUGUGUGUGUGCGCGUGUGUGUUGAAUCAGAACUGGAGUUUGUGCUGGGAGGAAACGGUGGCGAUUGGGGGACCAUUGUGUGUUUCAGUUCAGACAUUAUCAGAAAAAAAAAAUCCUCUCUUUAAAGACAAACACUGUUGUUUCAUUUUUUAUAUACAUAUAUAUAAAGUUUCUAUUAAAAAAUGUAAAGCUAUUAUAAAAAAAAAACUUUGAUUAUAAAACUUGAAGAUUUGCACUCACAUAAAAUGCAAGUUAAAAAGAUAAAAAAAAAUGUGUUAGAUAUAAUAGAGAAGAAUAUUUUUGUGAUUGUGUGCCUGUGUGUGUGUGUAUGUCUAUGCACGCAUGUUUGUUUGAGACGGAAUGAGUGUUUGUGCGCGCGCGUUUAAAACAUACCAGUCUGCACAAUGUGUUUUUUUUAAUCGCUUUAUUUAGACAUAUGAUCAAAAGAGGCCAUUUCGUCAUUCGGAGUGAAUUUUUUUUUGUAUUUUAUGAACCGAAUGAAUGUGUGAAUGCGAUCGCUUGUAUGCAGGAGGAACUGUGUGUAUUACUCCUCUUGUAAAUGUGCAGUAUGUGAGCGAAUAAAUGAGCGAAUGAAAGCAAGACAGAGAGAGGGGGGCAACGGCACAACACAUCCUCUUUCACCAGCUCUUCAUUCCCCAACAAAGAAAGACCUCUAGAUUCAAACACAAAAGCUUUAGCCCAUUUUACGCCAACCAGCACUCUUAGUUUUCGUGGCAGGGAGCGCGAGGGACGUCCUUUCCUGCCUCAUUUUUGCCUCUGUGAGGUUUAAGAACACGUCAUUAGUUUUGUCAUCAUCGUUUCGUUUGUGUGUUGUUGUUGUUGAGCUCAAUUCAAUCUUGUAUACUUUUAGGAAAUGGUUACUUGUGGUACGUACAUUGUGUGUGUGUGUGUGUGUUUUCUGUCCCCACAUGUGUGCCUAAGAACUAAAGGGCGAAUGAUUAGACUUCAUUGCUGCCAUUGAGACAUUAUUUUUUUAGCAAAGGGGCGUGGCUUCACAAGGCUCCGCCCCCACAUGCCUCCCAUGCUUUUUGAACCAAGAGCCUAUCUCUGUACAGUUCUGUUGUAGCCUGGGGAUGCUUGGAUGAAAGAAAUGUUUGAUAUUUGGAGGAUGUGACCUAACAUUGCCUUUCUGUCCACUCUCUUGUUCACGAGUGACUGAGGUUUUGACUAUUUCUGGCUAAAAAAAAAAAAAACAAGAAAACAAACAAACAAAAAAAAAAUGAUCGCAACAAACUGUGCAAGUGCACUCAGCAGUGCACACAAAAUGUUUGAAUAUUUUGUUACUUGUUCAUUGUUGUUGUCAAUGACAAUGAUGGUGAUUUAUUUUUUUGUUUUAAUGUUAUAUAUGAUUAUAUAUGAAUCUA
This is a messenger RNA of Rhinichthys klamathensis goyatoka, 4827 nucleotides long. RefSeq names its product GRB10 interacting GYF protein 1a (gene gigyf1a). The transcript has 22 exons. The record is from RefSeq and is a predicted model, not a curated record. Gene Ontology annotation, biological process: insulin-like growth factor receptor signaling pathway. NCBI's taxonomy places the organism in Eukaryota, Metazoa, Chordata, Actinopteri, Cypriniformes, Leuciscidae. Gene Ontology annotation, molecular function: protein binding. The annotation marks the transcript as partial.